This is a messenger RNA of Cavia porcellus (domestic guinea pig), 856 nucleotides long. RefSeq names its product mitochondrial ribosomal protein L47 (gene Mrpl47). Gene Ontology annotation, biological process: mitochondrial translation. The coding region runs from base 46 to 798 and encodes 250 amino acids. Gene Ontology annotation, cellular component: mitochondrial ribosome; mitochondrial large ribosomal subunit. Gene Ontology annotation, molecular function: structural constituent of ribosome. Lineage: Eukaryota; Metazoa; Chordata; Mammalia; Rodentia; Caviidae. The transcript has 7 exons. The record is from RefSeq and is a predicted model, not a curated record.
CGAGAUUGUUGGCGGAAAUAGAGUUUAAUUAGCUGUGCGGAAAAAAUGGCUGCAGCCAGUGUGGCUACUUUUUGUAGAAGAAUCUCAGCAGUCCUGAAGGCUUCCGGGUCAUUAAUAACUCCUGAGGCUCCCACUAGGUCAGGGUUUUCUCUUAACUUGUUUUCUAAGAAUGCACCAGAUGUCACAUCCUUUCACCAGUGUAAAUUACUUCAUACCACAUUGUCAAGAAAAGGACUGGAGGAAUUUUUUGAUGAUCCAAAGAAUUGGGGGCAAGAAAAAGUGAAAUCUGGAGCUGCAUGGACCUGUCAGCAGUUAAGGAACAAAAGUAAUGAAGAUUUACAUAAACUUUGGUACGUCUUACUGAAAGAAAGAAACAUGCUUCUAACUCUAGAACAGGAGGCCAAGCGGCAGAGUUUACCAAUGCCCAGUCCAGAACGGCUGGAAAAGGUAGUUGAGUCCAUGGAUGCAUUAGAUAAAGUGGUCCAGGAACGAGAAGAUGCUUUAAGGCUUUUACAGACUGGUCAAGAAAGAGCUAGACCUGGUGCUUGGAGAAGAGACAUCUUCGGGAGAAUCAUUUGGCACAAGUUCAAGCAGUGGCCUAUACCUUGGUACCUAAAUAAAAGAUACAACAGGAAACGAUUCUUUGCAAUGCCUUAUGUGGACCAUUUUGUCAGACUGAGACUUGAGAAACAAGCCCGCAUUAAAGCAAGAAAAGCCAGUUUGGAGAAAAAGAAAGAGAAAGCUUUACAAGAAAAGUUUCCACAUCUUGCUGAAGCCCAGAAGUCGAGUCUUGUCUAAAAAAAAAUCUAAUGUUUUUCUGUGUACAAAAAUAUAUACUAAGUGAUUUAUAAAGAAA